GGCUGGCGCUCCCUGGCAACCACGCGGCCCUUCCAAGUAUAGAGCGCGCGGCAGCGCAACGGCUGCAGUGAGCCAGAGGAGGCCAAAACGCGCGCGGCACGGCGAGGAUGGAGAUGGAGACGGAGUGGGUCGUUGUGGAGAUGGAGAACCAGGCGGCGGAGGAGGAGGGGAUGGGGAUGAGCUGGAAGGCGCUCUUCCUGCGGCGGGUGGUGAUGGCGGACGCCAACUGCCGCGCCGCCCACGGCCUCCUCGAGGACCUCGCGGCGGCCUUCGGCGAGCAGGGCCCGCUCAACACGGCCGCGGCCAGCGACGGCCCGGGGGAGGAGGAGACCCGCGGCGCCCUCGAGGCCGCCUCCGCGGAGCUCGGCCUCGCCGCCGCCCACAUCGGGGCCGCCCGCCACCUCGCCCUCCGCUACCGCGCCCGCCCGAUCCCCACGGAUCCGGCGCCGCCGCUCUCCGCCUCCGCCCCCGCCAGCGCCGCCGCCGGAGAUGAAUACCUCCUCGCCGACCCCGAGGUGCGGCGCGCGCUGGGCCUGCUCCGGGACGCGGCGAGGCUCGUCCGCGCCGUGCACGACCUGGUGGAGAGCGCCCGCGGCCACCUGGGCGCCGCCGAGCACCUGCGGCUGGCGCUGGGCAAGGACUACGACGACGACGACCGCGACGUUGCUGCUGGUGCCGCUCCCUGCCCCUGGCUGCACGGCCCCUGCGCCAGCGAGCGGCUUGGCGGCGUCUUGGACGUCGCCCAGGCGUGGGCGCACGCCACGGAGCUCGCCGAGACCACCGGAGAGGCGCGCGACACGGCCUUCGCCUUCAGCGACGUCUGAGGAGGAGGCCUCGGUCGAUCCAUGGCUCCGUGCGCUCCGGUCUCCUAAAUCUGCAGGGUUGAGUCCAUUCGCUUGCUCGAUUUCGUUUUGCUUUCCGCCGUAGCCACUCGCUUUGGUUCUCAACUUUUGAGCCAUGUCUCCUGACCGCGUGGAUGAUCCGAGACUACAAUUCAGUACGUACGUCGGUUAGUAGGUUGAUUAUCUUGCUCGAAUCCUAGGAUUGAUAGAUCGUCCAGUGCUGUUUUUGUUGAUCAAAUAUCCAUGUUGCUCUGUUGGUUGCUAUAUUCUCCCUUUUAGUCACUUGAGAGUUCAGGCUGCAAGUUUGCAGACCCGGGGCAGGAAAUUAUAUGUAGCUGUAACUGCAUCAUUCUUCUAAUCAGGUCAUUGAUCGAAAACUGCAGCGAAUUGAGCGAUCACUUGGGUUUGCCAUAUAGCUCA
Messenger RNA from Brachypodium distachyon (stiff brome), 1262 nucleotides. RefSeq lists its product as uncharacterized. Lineage: Eukaryota; Viridiplantae; Streptophyta; Magnoliopsida; Poales; Poaceae. The record is from RefSeq and is a predicted model, not a curated record. The coding region runs from base 108 to 824 and encodes 238 amino acids. The transcript has a single exon.